CAGAUUCCUGAGCUUUGCUGAGUUCUCUCGCCCAGAUAUCCAUCCCCUCUCGCCUUCACCAAGCGACCGAAACCCUUCCUCCUUAGGUACUUCCUCCUCCCCACGCGCACAAUUUUGGCAUCGGGGCUUUUGGACAACACUACCAUCUUCUUCUCCGUCCGCGGCACCACACACAGCCAUGGCGACCAACGGAAACCUUAAUCACCACGACCAGUACGCGGCUUCGGCCCAAACAGUAGAGGCCCAGGCCAAUGCCGAGAACUCGGUCGACCAGCUUGACCCCAAUGUGAUCGGCUGGUACUUCGUGGAGCAGUUCUACCAGACCGUGAGCACUGCGCCUAGCAGGCUGCAUCUCUACUACGGGAAGAACGCACAGUUCGUUUGCGGCAAAGAGGCCGAAGCGGUUAAUGUGGUUGUCGGAAGACAGGGCAUUCAAAACCGCAUCAAGGCCUUGGAUUUCCAGGACUGCAAGGUCCGGAUCACAAACCUUGACUCGCAGGCCUCGAACGACAACAUCGUCAUCCAGGUCAUUGGCGAGAUUGCGAACAAGGGUGUUGAGCCCAAGAAGUUCGCACAGACGUUCGUCCUUGCACGGCAGCCGUCGGGCUAUUUCGUCCUGAACGAUAUUCUGAGGUACCUCAAUGAGGACCUUGAGGAGGAGAGUGCUGAGGACGCCGCCACCGCUGGGGAAACCCCGGCUGCGGCCGAGCCCGAAGCAAAGACCGAGGUCCCUGCUACUGAGGAGGUUACCCAGCAGGAUCCUGCCCCCUUGGACACUGCAGCCGUGACCGAGAAGCUCGAGGAGGCGGUUGUUGAGUCCCCCGCGGCUCCCGCGGCCCCUGCCGCCGAGCCUGCUGCCGAGGCACAAGCUUCCGCCCCGGCCAACGAGACACAGACCCAACCCGACGUUGAGAAGGCUGUCGAGCAGAUCGCCGAGGAGGACGUCAAGAAGCCGGAGGAACCCAAGGAUCCCAGCCCCACUCCCGCUGCUGCACCCGCUUCGGUUCCGGCCCCGACCCCGGCACCGGCGCAACCUGAGAAGCCCAGGGAGCCCCCCAAGCCGAUGUCCUGGGCCAGCCGCGUGGCCGCAGCUGCGGGAGCACAGCGUCCUGUCGCUCCCGCUCCCAAGGCCGCCACGCCUCCCGCUCCGGCUCCGGCUCAGCCACGUGCUCCGGUACCGGCCGCCCCUCAGCCAGCCGCAGCGCCCGCCGCGCGCGCCGCAACGCCCGAGAGCACCCCGGCGCCUGCCGCUCCAAAAGACCAGGGCAGUGAGUGGCAAACGGCCGAGACGAAGCGCCAGAGCCGCGCUCCGCACGCCGCUGCCGCUCCAACCGAGAAGGAGGGCACCAUGGCAUACAUCAAGUAUGUCACGGACAAAGUCAGAGACGAGGACUUGAAGGCCCACCUGACCAGCUUCGGGGAGCUUGCGUACUUCGACAUCAACCGCCAGAAGAACUGCGCGUUUGUCGAGUUCAAGACGCAGGCGGGAUACAGCGCCGCGGUUGCCGCGAAUCCCCACACCGUGAACGGCGAGAACAUCGUCGUGGAGCAGCGCCGGCCGAAAGCCAACGCGUACGGAGGCGCCAACUACAACGCGGCGCGGGGUGGUGCCGGCCGCGGCGGGCGCGGCGGAUACGAGUCGUCCCGGACCGGAAGCCAGGGUGGCCGCGGCGGGUUUGGCGGCCAGUCCCGGGGCCGCGGUGGCGGUCCCCGUGGACGGGGAACUCCCCAGGUUGGUGCUGCCUAGUUGGCGACCACUGCGUGAUGUUCCGAACUGCCAACCGCCGCCGUCGACGGGGACAAAUCCAGUCUGGUUUCUGCGGCUAUGAGUGGUUGCCGUUCGG
This is a messenger RNA of Chaetomium strumarium, 1844 nucleotides long. RefSeq lists its product as uncharacterized. Bases 179 to 1747 code for a protein of 522 amino acids. The transcript is spliced from 4 exons. Gene Ontology annotation, biological process: protein deubiquitination; ribophagy. The record is from RefSeq and is a predicted model, not a curated record. Gene Ontology annotation, cellular component: ribonucleoprotein complex; cytosol; Ubp3-Bre5 deubiquitination complex. NCBI's taxonomy places the organism in Eukaryota, Fungi, Ascomycota, Sordariomycetes, Sordariales, Chaetomiaceae. Gene Ontology annotation, molecular function: mRNA binding.